Messenger RNA from Dermacentor silvarum, 5076 nucleotides. RefSeq names its product sushi, von Willebrand factor type A, EGF and pentraxin domain-containing protein 1. The record is from RefSeq and is a predicted model, not a curated record. NCBI's taxonomy places the organism in Eukaryota, Metazoa, Arthropoda, Arachnida, Ixodida, Ixodidae. Gene Ontology annotation, molecular function: calcium ion binding. Bases 22 to 5076 code for a protein of 1684 amino acids. The transcript has 28 exons.
AGUGGCAUCUGGACAGUCGCGAUGCGCGGUCAGCGUAGCUCGUCUCCGCUCGGAUCCCGGCAUCUUCUUGUGACCGGCCUGCUGGUGCUGUCACUCGCCACGAGAUCGGUGGUGAGGUGUCUGCUGCUCAAGGAUGACUUGCGGAGGUUCGUGAAUACGCUAGAGCAGUACGCUAGAACGAGAAACGACAUCGUCUUCGUGCUCGACGAGUCCGGCAGCAUCGGUGCGGAUAACUUCCCGGCAGAAAGGCAUUUCACGGAGAUGACCGCGCGGUUGUUGACGGUGUCGCCGGACUUUUCCCGGCUUGCGGUGGUCACCUACGGCAGCAACUACAAGCUUCACAUCAACUACAUCUCCGACGGUGGCGGCAGCAUGUGCAGCUUCCUAUAUGAGCUCGAGAAGAUAGGCUAUCGCGGAGGCAGCACCAUGACCAGGCAGGCGCUUGAGUACGCCAGCAGUCUGCUGCAAAAUGGCCGUGUUGGUGCUAACAGAAUAAUCGUGCUGAUAUCAGACGGACAAGCAGACAGCGACAACAAACCCAACGAUUUCGCUCGUCAAUUGAAGCGGAACGGCGUGAUUAUAUUUGCCGUUGGAGUCGCCAAUAUCAACAGCGCCGAGCUGCAGGCGGUGGCGACAUCGUCCGCGCACAUCUACAUGCUCACCAGCUUUCCCUACAUCGCAAAGGUGAACAGAAACCUCCGCAAAGACAUCCACGAAAGUCAGUGGGACCAGGCGGAUCAAUCCCAGUGCCUCAAAGUGAGCGGGGCAUGCGACACGAACGCCAUCUGCGGAUGCGGUGCCCGAGGCGGAACUCACCGAUGCGUCUGCAAAGCGGGCUAUCAAGGCGACGGGACGUUCGGCAAAUGUCAACGUUGUCCACGAGGAUCGUACAAGAUGAAGACUGGGUAUGAAAAUUGCGACAUAUGUCCGGAAAACUCAUCGACACCUGACGAAGGCGCGACCAGCUUGAACCACUGCUCGUGCAUUCCAGGCUAUGAGGGGAACCCCGGCGGUAAUGUACGAUGCAGCCCCAUCAAGUGCGCGAAGCUCUCGGAUCCUCCUGGCGGAACCACUCUUCCUCACCCAUGUGGAAAUACUUUUGGCAGUGAGUGCGACUUCAAAUGCAACGAAGGCCAUUGCCCUUAUUUGUGCAACAUGACUGAAGUCUUGGCCGGAAACUUACCCUGGAACCGCAAAUCAGGAACGUCGCGCGUCUGCCAGGCGAACAAGGAGUGGUCCGGCGGACAGUUCUUCUGCGACAAGGUCCGCUGUCCAGCGCUCAGGGCUCCGCCCAAUGGCAAACUGCAGUGCUAUAGCAACACGUUCGAGUUCGGCACAACGUGUGUGGUCACGUGCUCCGUGGGCCACAACCUCGUUGGCAACCCCAACCUUACCUGUUCGAUCAACGGCACGUGGACUGGCCAGCUGCCACGGUGCGAUGUCGUAACGUGUCCGCCUCUCAAAGUGAACAAAAAGAUGCGAGUCGACCCUUCUCGCUGCCGGAACGAGACAAGCCCUUACGACUUUUUGUGCAGGUACAAGUGCAUACCAGGCUGGCGGCUGGUUGACUGGGAAACAAACACUGCAGCUGAUGGCGCACGGAAGUGCUUAGAGGAUGGAAAGUGGAAAGACGCGGGACAGAAAAUAACGUGCCAAGACGUGGAGCCGCCAGUGAUCGAGAACUGCACUGAAAGCUUGCAAGUGACCAACGCGCCUCACAGUUCACUGUCAGAUCCGGUAACGUGGAACGAGCCCUGCGCCGUGGACAAUUCCGAACGUGCUAAGGUGAAACUCGUAUCCCAACUUAUGUUGAAAAACUGCCGUGGGAAUAUCGAGGCACCUAAAGUAACAAGCUGUCCUGAUGAUAUAAUCCGCUUCUCAGCGACCAGAGCGAUUAAGGUCACCUGGGAGGAACCUACAUUCGAGGACAAUGCAGGGAAUGUGACCAUCACUUCAGACAGGCCACAGGGCUUUUUCAGCUGGGGCGCUCCAAGCACGGUGAACUACACUGCGAUGGAUGCCGCCGGAAACAGUGCGAGCUGUUCAUUCAAGGUCAUCGUGAAACCCUACAAGUGUCCCUACGUCCCUCCUCCUCGGAAUGGUUACCUGGCAUGCGAUGCGUAUUACCAGCAUUGUAGUGUCUACUGCGAGGAUGGCUACAACUUCCACACCACGCCAGCUUCUAUAUACCGCUGCAAACAAAUACCCCUAGGAUGGACCAUUUCGUCCAGAAAGAAAUUUCCAUUUCCUUGGCCGGACUGUGCAGCAUCAAAUAGAAGCGAGAAAGCAAACGUCAUCGUCAAGUUCAAGUUCGAAACAAAUGCCUGCCAGAUAAGCGAAGAAAAGAUGAGAGCGUUGAAGGAGCAGUUCUACGCGAGGCUUCGAGAAACAACAAAACACAUAAAUGGCCUCUGCGACCCCAGCCGUGGCUGCACGAUGGAAAAAGUUUCCGUCAAAUGCAGAUCUAAGAAUUUCUCGAGCAGUACCACUACUGCUACAAAUGGCCAGCGGCCGGAGAGAAGGCUUACGAAAAGGCAGGCUCAGGGCGGAGACGGUGAAGACGAGUUCGAACUCGUGAUCUCUUUCGAUUUCCCGCUGGGCACCGGCUUCAACGCCACACAACUGAUUGACGGUUGCGAGGAUUGCAAGAACACUAGCCUGGUUCACCCAAGCGACGCGGAAACGACAGCAUUGGGGCGGGCGAUAGAAGCGGCCUUGAGCGAAGUGGUCGGAACUACAGUUGACAGAACGUUUCCUGGAGCGUCACUGGUAGAGACCACGCAUGCCGUAAAGUCUGCUUGCCAAAGAGGGCAGGUUUCCAAUGGACUGCGCUGUGUCAAUUGCCCUGUGGGGACCUACUACUACGAGACCGCCUGCGUGACGUGCCCUAUAGGAACGUACUCCGACAAGGAAGCCGCUGAAUCUUGCGUUCCAUGCCCGGACAACAAGACAACGCUGGAGGGAAAGACGGCCUCCGUGUCUGAUUGCCUAGCUCUGUGCGCGCCUGGCACGUGGUCGAGGACCGGCAAGGAGCCUUGCAUAGCGUGCGAUCCGCACUCUUACCAGGACCAAGUUGGUCAGCUCUCCUGCAAGAAGUGCACCCUGGGCUUGUCAACGGGAUACUGGGGUGCCGCCUCUUCAUCCGAAUGCCAAGGUGUUUGCGACCCCGGGACGUACUCGGCAAGUGGUCUGGCACCGUGCAAGCCUUGCCCCCUUGGCAAGUACCAGCCGGCCGCGAACCAGACUUCGUGCCUAAAUUGCGACGAUGGGCUUGGAACGUACGCCAUCGGAUCGGUGAAUCAAUCUGACUGCGUAGCGCUCAACUACUGCAGCGAGAUGCAGCCGUGCGCCAACGGGUCGACGUGCGUGGACGAGGCGACCGGCUUCCGUUGCGUGUGCCCCGAAGGGCUGCGCGGAGCGCGCUGCGAGCAAGACGUGGACGACUGCGAGCCGGGACUGUGCCUGAACGGCGGCACGUGCGUGGAUGGUUUCAACGCGUUCAGCUGCCUCUGCCCUUCCGGCUACAGGGGUGCUGCGUGUGAGAUCAACGUCGACGACUGCGCCUCAGGGCCCUGUUUCAACGGCGCCACCUGCAUCGACGGCAUCGACGCGUUUGCCUGCAAGUGCGCGAAGGGUUUCACGGGCAAGCUCUGCGACGCGACGUUCCACGAUUGCACCACGAAACCGUGCCGCAACGGUGGCUCGUGCUUCGAGAGUGUCACGGGAUUUCGAUGCUGCUGUCCGAAAGGAUUCCGCGGAAAGACUUGCGAGUUGGUGGAACACGUUUGCUUGCCCAACCCGUGCCAGAACAACGGCACGUGCAAGAAGAAAAGCGACUCGUUCCAGUGCGCAUGCGCGCCGGGCUUCGCGGGCCGUCGCUGCGAGAGGAAGGUGAACAACUGCGCUUCGGCGCCGUGCCUCAAUGGUGGCACGUGCGUCGACGGACUCGCUUCCUUCUCGUGCCGAUGCCACGGACUGUACACGGGGGACACUUGCGCGGACGUUCGGUCAUCGCAGUUCACGCUGCACUUUCGGAAUGCCUCCGUGCUGAACUACGCUACGGUUCCCGUACAGCGUUACCUCCGCGCCAUGACGCUCUCCUUCCACAUGAAGACGACUCAGACUAAGGAGCGCGGAACGGUGUUCUCGUACGCAUUCGUCGACCCGCGCACCAAGCAGGUCCAGGACAACGCCUUCACCAUCUCCGACCCCAACAAGCUGCUUCUCUACGUGUACGGCGAGAGCUACGACACCAAGGUGGUCGCAAACGAUGGCCUAUGGCACCACUGCGCGGUGACUUGGGAGAGCGCGGACGGUCAGUGGAUCUUCUACUGGGACGAGCAAGAGAAGGCGCGUAACUUCCGGGCUGCCGGUGAGGUCGUCUUCCCUGGAGUGCUCGUGGUGGGACAGGACCAGGACCGCGUGGGAACUGCGUUUAGUGGCGUCGAGGCCUACUCCGGACAUGUGGCCGAGCUGAACGUGUGGGAUUACGCCAUGUCGCCCAGCGAGGUCAGGGAACUCUCGCAAGCAUGUCGGCUAGCGGGCAAUGUCGUUUCCUGGCCUGAGCUGCGCCUUGCUGCCACAAACGGCAUUGUGAUCGACGACGACUGGGAGCUGUGCAAAGACACGUACGGCGGCCAAGACAGGAAGCAGGCCAUGUCGUGCCACAGCGCAUCUGCCUCCUUUGAGAACCGUACCAGUUGUUCCAGACGAGUGGGAUCCUGUAGCACGAAUCCAUGUAAAAAUGGCCAGUCAUGCAUUGAAAGGAGUGACGGCACCGCAGAGUGCGUCUGCAGUGCAUCGUACGAAGGCAGAUUUUGCCAGUAUGACGUCGACGAGUGCUUAAUAGGAAGGCACAACUGUUCCCACACAUGCGUCAACAUGCCGGGGUACUAUAAGUGCGCAUGUCCAGAGAGAAUGAUCCUUAGCAACGAUGGAAUCACGUGUGUGGAUACCAGUUAUUGCAUCGAUGUUUCGUCGGCGUAUGUGGACGGAGAGUCGUGGAGCGUGGCUGUGAGACCUGCAAGUGUGACAAGGGAGUGGUUCAGUGCUCUCCUUUGGACUGUCCAGCACUGA